UGCUAACGGCUCUUCAAGACCUGCAAACCGGGCUGCGCGACCACCCUUCCCUUUUCAUACCAAUACUCAUAGUGCUCUGGGUGCUCCGUACCGUCUGGAGGGCGACGGAUUCCGUGGAGGGGCUACCAGCGCCUCCUGGAGCCUCCUGGAUCUUUGGCCACGAACGGGAGAUUGUGAAGAAUGCGCCUGGUCGUAUUUUCAGGGAAUGGGCCAACAAGUUGGGCUUGACCUAUCGCAUCAAGGCCGCAUUUGGCGCUCGUGACGUGCUCGUCCUUUGUGACCCUGCAGGCAUUGCACACAUCCUGCAGAAGAGAGUAUAUGACUAUCAUCAUAGCAAGGUGGUCAGGCCCCGAGUUGGUCGUCUGCUAGGGAAAGGUAUGGCAUGGGUGGAGGGCGAAGUAGAACACAGGAGGAUGCGUCACCUCGUCGGCCCCUCCUUAUCGUCAGCGCAUUUCGCACCUUCGUUGUAUGGCAUUGCUCACCGCCGUCCAGACACGAGAACAUGAAGGACAUGGAGUCCGAUAUGCGGGUGGCAGCCAUGCAGGUCAUAGACAACUUCACUCACCAGGUCCAUGCCAACAACGAUAAGAUGUGGGUCAACCUGUUUGACGUGACGGGAAAAGCGACUCUUACGAUUAUCGGGAGAGUGGCGUUCCUCCAUGAUUUUGAAGGCGGGGAGAGUGAGGAUGCACGCAAAAUUCUGGAAGCCCGUCGCGUGGGCGUUUCUCCAGCAAUAAAGUCCUCUGAUUUCAUUUUGUUGUCACUCCUUAGGCGAUUCCCGAUUCUCAACGACCUUCCGAUCCCGGCGCUUCAAGUACAAGGCUUGGCAAGAGAGGUCAUUCAGUCCGGGAUCGCUCACGAGAUGAUUCGGCGCAAUGCGGACGUUGUCGAAGGAGUGGACCCUAAGUCGCAUAAGGACCUAUUAAGCAGACUCCUCAUCGCCCAUAGCGCAGGUAAUAUCUCGACAGAGGAACUCUACGCGCAGAUUUCAACCUUUAUCAUCACUGGCAACGAGACGUCAACCCAGACCCUCGCUUUUCUUAUUUGGGAACUCGCUCGCCACCCGGACGUACAAGAGCGUCUACGGGAAGAGUUGAAGGCAUUUUCCGGCGAGCCCGACUAUGACGAUUUCCAGACGAAGCUACCAUAUCUCGACGCCGUCAUGAAAGAAACCCUUCGGCUCUACCCUGGGUUGGCGUACAUGGAGCGCGUUGCGACCAAAGCGGACGUUAUCCCACUGCGCGAAUCCGUUAAACUCUCGAAUGGGAAGGUCGUAUCAGAACUUUCUGUCUCGCCCGGACAGGUUGUGAUUAUUCCAAUUCUCUCCAUCCAACAGAUGGACUCCGUGUACAAAGAUGGCGAAAUGUUCCGCCCCGAAAGAUGGCUAGACGGAAGCGUCGACACGAGCACCAGACAGUACUCAGGCUGGACGCAUAUGCUCGUCUUCAGCGACGGGCCCAGAAACUGUAUCGGCGUGCGGCUCGGUCUAUUGCAGAUGAAGAUGGUUCUAACGUACAUGAUGGAACGCUUCAGGUUCAUCGACACCCAUGAAAACAUCACUUUCAAGAUCUCGUCCAGCUUGCAGGCUUGGGUCGCUGGCAAGCCAGAGCUUGGGCCUUGUCUACCCGUUGACGUCGAGCUACUGUGAAUUAGCUCCGCGAUAUCGAUGCUGUAAGCACGUAGGUGUCAUGUCUGGCAAAUGUAAUGAAGAGACGUGCUAUUAAAUGGUUAAGCACACCUUGAAUCGAGCAGUCG
Messenger RNA from Phanerochaete carnosa HHB-10118-sp, 1755 nucleotides. RefSeq lists its product as uncharacterized. Lineage: Eukaryota; Fungi; Basidiomycota; Agaricomycetes; Polyporales; Phanerochaetaceae. The record is from RefSeq and is a predicted model, not a curated record. Gene Ontology annotation, molecular function: heme binding; monooxygenase activity; oxidoreductase activity, acting on paired donors, with incorporation or reduction of molecular oxygen. The coding region runs from base 503 to 1648 and encodes 381 amino acids. The transcript is spliced from 17 exons.